Molecule: messenger RNA, 1916 nt
Organism: Euleptes europaea (tarantolino)
Lineage: Eukaryota; Metazoa; Chordata; Lepidosauria; Squamata; Sphaerodactylidae
Gene: MLPH
Product: melanophilin
Exons: 16
Coding region: 15-1916 (633 amino acids)
Biological process (GO): intracellular protein transport
Cellular component (GO): cortical actin cytoskeleton
Molecular function (GO): actin binding; myosin binding; small GTPase binding
Source: RefSeq, a predicted model, not a curated record
CUUGCUUUCUAAAGAUGGGGAGGAAACUGGAUCUCUCCAAACUGACCGAUGAAGAAGCCAAACAUGUUUGGGAAGUGAUUCACCGGGACUUUGAUCUUCGCAAGAAAGAGGAGGAACGUUUAGAAGAACUAAAAGGCAAGAUUGAAAAAGAAAGCACCAAGCGGGAACUAUUGUCCAGCCAGUCCCACCUCAAUGAAUCGCACUGCAUCCAUUGUCUGCAGCCCUUCAGGUUCCUGGUGAACAGCAAGUGCCGCUGCUUGGACUGCCAAUUCUACACCUGCAAAAACUGCAGCCUUUACAAUAAGAAGGAACAAGGCUGGGUGUGUGACCCAUGCCACUUAUCCAGAAUUGUGAAGACUGGCUCUCUGAAUUGGUACUAUGAACACGUGAGAUCCCGGUUCAGACGAUUUGGAAGUGCUAAGGUGAUGCGAUCUCUCUAUGGGAGGAUGGCGCAGGGACAGAAAUCGAAUCCUGCCUUGCUUGGUUCUGGCAGGGGGAUUGGUCUUCAGGACAGAGUAUACAGCUUGCCGGACAUCCACUGUGAUUACCAGCUCCGUGGUAAUGAUAGGGGCGAUGACCGUGAGGAGGAGGAGGAAGAUGAUGUGCUUGAUGAUGCGAAGGCUGAGAGCUAUGCAAGGAUGCGCAAGACGAAGCGCCUGCUGUCUGUCCAUCCCUUUGACUUCGAAAUGGACUCUGAAUAUUCUGCUCAGUCGCGGCGUCAGUCUGUGCAGCUCUCGCCAGGACCCUACAGCGAAGGCCUUCAGACCUUUGCAGAAUUCCCAGGUGAUGAAGAAGGCUCUUCCCGGAAAGAAUCAAUGGUAGCAGAAGCAGACCUGGCCGCAGUGUUCCACCGUAUUCUGGAGGAACAGGGACGCCACACGGCCCCUCCCAAGCAGGAGUUCAGCACAGAGGUUCAAGCAGCAGUGAAUACACGUACUAGAAGCCUGGAAAGAACCCCAAAGCCUGGUACCCCGUGGAAUGGACUGAACCAGUCCCAGUACUCAGCUGACAUGGACACUUCUGAUGAAGAUGUGAAGGGAGCCCCCAAAUUCCUGGCCCAUCAGCUGCACCACACCAGACGCAGGAGCCGAGCUUCAUCCCAGGAGAACAUAUAUCCCUCUGGAAAUCAGAUUCUGGAGCUCAGCAAACGCAUGUCAGCUAUUGAACGCAUGCUGAACCGUCUUGAGGGAAAGAUCCUGGUUCACCCAGAAGAGGCUUCUGCUCCUGAAGCCCAAACUGAUCCCAGAGUAGAAGAGCAGGAAUUGAAAAGGAAACUGGAAGAAUUGGCAAGUAACAUCAGUGACAAAGGUGAUUCCUCUGAAGAAGAAGAGGGAAAGAAAAAGGAGGAGCCCAGACCAGAAAUGAGUUCAUCCAGUGAUGAUCUGCUUACUGGCUCAAAGAAGAUGAACGUAACGACUGGGAAAGCCUGUGGGCCGGAGAAGAAGUGUCCAGAUGACCACGUGCGGCACAGUGCCACCACUGACUCUGAGCUGUCCGAGCUGGAAGACAGAGUGGCUUCGGCACUGGCUGGGGUGCAGUACACAGAGAGUGAGGUUUCUGAUAUAGAAUCCCGCAUAGCAGCUCUGAGUGCUGCUGGACUGACUGUAAAACCAGUGGAAAAGUCCAAAAAGAAAUCAAGUACCCAGGUUUUUACUCUUCGACUCCCCAGAGGUGCACAGAACUCUAUGGAGGAUCAUAGUUCUGACUCUGCAGCAUCACCCGACAAUUACAAAGUGAUGUCUAUGCCACAUGUUUUGAGGAAAAAAUUCGCCACUUCCUUUGAAAUUGCAGGCAACGCUGAUUCCUUUGCUCGGAACUCCUAUUACAGAGGAUCUUUGACCCAGCGCAACCCCAAAGAAAAAAACAGGAAAGCCGAUCGCAUCUUUGCGAAGCCCGUGAUGACCCAUCGAUCUUGA